Messenger RNA from Xiphophorus maculatus (southern platyfish), 6993 nucleotides. It is a transcript of the gene ankrd33bb, whose product is annotated as ankyrin repeat domain-containing protein 33B-like. Gene Ontology annotation, molecular function: protein binding. Bases 3113 to 4702 code for a protein of 529 amino acids. The transcript has 5 exons. NCBI's taxonomy places the organism in Eukaryota, Metazoa, Chordata, Actinopteri, Cyprinodontiformes, Poeciliidae. The record is from RefSeq and is a predicted model, not a curated record.
ACGCCAAAUUAUAUAUAUAUUUUUAAAAAGUAUUCAUUUUUGGAAGUUAUUAAUUUGCCACAAGAAAAGAUGCACUUGCUACAAAAACGCCCCCAACGUAAACAUUCAAGUCAUAAUGGACAACCUACAAGCACCAACUGUAUAAUAUGGUCGUGUUUAGUUUUUGAAAAUAAAAGUAUUGUAAUGUAUUGGACAGUUUUUAGGAUUUUUAUAGGUGACAAAAUAUUGAAACAUACUAAAUGAAACUUCUGGUGUAGCUAGCAUUAUAUUCAAAGUUUUCUGGUUUUACAUAAACGACAGGGCUUAAAGGGUCUAAAUAUAUUGAUUACCAAUAGAUGGUCAAGAAUUAAGAAACUUGGACUUAAAACAUAUGUCCAACACAUUUUGUAAGUCUUUAGCAAAAUAUACAAAGAAAAGUGGUCCAACAAUGUUGCCCUGAGGGAUCCCCAAAGAUUUGACCUGAUCCCAACAACUUAAGUAGAAAUUGUUCUGUUGGAAGCCCUAUUCAGAAGAAGGAAUAUCUAAAUUGUCUACCUUGCUGCAGAUGACAUUUUCCCUCUUAAUAUUUUCGGAAACUACUCAAAAAACAUUUUUAGAGUAAAGAGAAGCUUUUAACUCUGCUGCUACAGCUGUGCCACAGGGAUAUACGAGCAUUGCGCUGCUUCCCGUCAGUUUUUCGUCAUCAAAUAAAACACACUGUGAUUUUCCGUGUUUAAUAACAGCCUGGCUCUUAACGUGCAGCCAUUUCUGCUGCAGCUCCAGGAAACAACUCCAGGAUGUGGAGUUAUUUCUCUUGAAUCCAAUUACCGUGGAGCCAAAGCACAGCCUCAACAGUUAGUCCAAGCACAGAUUAGGAGCAUAUGCAGCUAACGUCAGCGUUCCCAUGCCAUGCCAAACCAAAUGUUUUCCCUCCCGUUCUCCGUUUUUCAGGAGCACAACGGGAUCUGUGUUGUCAUGACGAUCAAAUCUUGGAGUAAGCGUCUGUGGCUCCUUAAGGAGCUCUGGACAGAUUAGUGGGGUGUCAAGAAGAGUUUCUCCUGCUCUGCUGUAAAAAACCAGGGUUAGCACAUGUGAUAUGGAUUCAUUACAUAUUAUGUGACUAGUUAUACUAAACCUAAACAGCAACUUUCUAUCACAUCACAUGUUGGGUAUAAAAACAGGCUUGUAUACAUAAAUGUUAAACUUUCCCCAUGUAUUAUUUUUAACUCAUUCAUCUGACUUCCUACCCUACUUCGCACAGCCAUAUAGGGACCAUUUCAACUCAUAGACUAAGUUCCCUUUUUGCCUCAUAUCAAAUUAAAGGGAUUGUUGCACAUUUUAGAGAGCGGUUUCUGUUAUAAGGUUAAAACCAUAUCUUAUCUUUGAAGGCACCAAUCAGGGCUCAAUAAUUGGCGAGAUGCAGUGGUGUGCGGAGUGCCUAGAGUCUUGAAUUGUGUUAUUCUACCCCUUUGUAGACCCUAUAGUUGCUGUUUUUCUUGUGCAUUGUGAGAUAAUUAUGUCCUGCUCCCUCUUCCACCUGUUCAUGACUGUUUUGUCACUCUUGUUCUUGCCACAACACUUGUGUUCAGUCAUGCUCCAUUUAGUUACUUUCUUCUGUGCUCCACUUCCCCUGUAUUUCAUUUAAAUCAUGGUUUUACCAGCUUGCUGCUUUCCCUACGGCUGCAGCCUAAUGUCAUCCAGUAGUCACCACCCCAUUCUUUUUGGAAGCCGUUUCUUUUCCCAUUCCUUGUAAGUUCCUCCUGUUAUGCUGCUCAACGCUUUUCCAGUUGUUGUUGUUUUUGUUUUCUCUGUUGGGCUUUUUCUCCACUUGUUGGAUUUUCAUUUAAAGGUUCACCGCUUCUUCCUCCAUUUUAGUCCCUCAUCACAACCUGCUGUCAUGCCAGGUCUGGAUUUCUUUGGGACCUUUAUUUGACCAGAGAGCUAAAUAUGCCACAUGUGUCUUUCUGAUACUUAUCCUCUUCGUCACGAAUCUCUUUCAUUUACUAAGUGGCAGAGGUGAAUUCGACUCAGAAGUCAUUUUUUGAAAAAGGUGGCAUGGCUAAAGUUUGGAUUGCUCCCAGGUUUUCCACUGUAGCCUAUAUACCGAUGAGGUCACGUGGGUUUGAAAUCCAAUUUAAGAUGGUUGUGUUAAGUGCAGCAGGAGAUAAAAGAAAGAGGGGGUUGAGUCAGCUUAGUUAAACUAAUGACAAUUCACUGAUAGGCAUAUUUGUGUCAAACCAAGAUGGCAAAUGUAAAAAAAACAACCCAUAUCUUUUAACAAGAGCUCCCUUUAGGCACCGUGGGGAAAAAAAGAUUUCCUCCAAAAUGUCUCCGAAUUCAAGAGAGGUUUUUUUCUUUUAUUAUUUCAACCUUGUGUUUGACUCAGUCAGUUUUAGGUCAGAGAGAGAGAGGCAGAGAGAGAGACUAAAUGGAUUAUCAAGAAGCAGUUCAACAGAAUCCCUUUCAUCCCAUUGCUGGCCAUCAGACAGCCAAGUGCUCCCCUACAGGGAAACACGGGAUUAGUUGCUCACCAUCGUCGGCUUCUUCUCAUUUGAGUUUUUGGAAUUGCACCACAAGAAUCUAGGAAUUUUUCCAGUGCGAGGAGCGAAGAAUGUGAAAGACGGGACUUACAGGGACACUGUCAAAAGCCACACAGAGGACAGCCGUGGCUUGUCUGUAUUCUGAAACUCAUGGAUAAUCUUCGACCUUUGAAGCUUCAUUUAUUUAAAAAAUGUGUCACUGACAAGUCAAUAGAGAAGAACGGCAAGUACAGUUUGUUGUCAUUGACUCUUUUUGGCCACUAAUGGACUACCCACAGUGACUGCCUCAGAUCAUGCAUGUGAUCAAAUCUUUGCCAAUGAGUCGCAAAGUUCUGUUGAAUCCUGAGUUCACAGGAAUUCUAAUAAGAUGUUGGAGGAUUCUCGAUGGAGUGCCAAGUUCCCUGUGUCUUUUUUCUCACUUCUUUUAGUUCUUUGCAUGUGAGACUUUUAGAAGUCAACUUUUAGAGCGUGCUUUCACAGGAUGAGAAACUACGAUGCCAUGGGCUGUUGGAUGUAAACUCUGGGUUCUGUAAAGGCUUUUGUUGGCGCCCCACAUGAAUUUCAAAAGGUAAGCGGGCCUGGGGAUGCUUUAAAUGGUGUUAAUAACAGAGGAACAAGGUAAAGAUUCAAAGGUCAAAGAGAAUGGAUUUGCUGGAGGAGUUGCCCUUGGCAAGACUAAGAGUAAAGCCAACAUCUUGGCUGGGGAUGCACCCCUUAUGUCCAUCUGCAAGGUUGAUGAAGAUGGAGUUGAGUGUGCGGUAUCAGAAGAUGAUGCUAAUGAAGAGGCUGAAGUUGAUUACACACGAAACUACUGGGAGGAUGAGGACGAUAUCUAUCAAGAGUUUGAGGAACUGGACUUCGACUCCCUACCGGAUCGUUCGGACACCCACAGCAUCACCACAGAAGACUCCUUCUAUCCCCUAGACGAUUCAGUUAUUGCCCAAAUUAACCGCUCCCUCUACCGCCUGGAAACCCCCGAACCGAUCUCCUUCUUUAAGGCCUGCUGCAACAACAACCCCAUCAUAGUAAAGAUUAUGAUCAGACAAGGAGUGACUGAAGAAGAGGUAAAGGAGACCGACCGGAACAGAAGAUCUGGCCUCAUUGCUGCGUGCUACCAUGGUUACGUGGACGUGGUCAUGGCCCUCUCUCAGUGUCCCUACCUGGAUGUGAACUGGCAGGACAACGAGGGCAACACUGCCCUUAUUAUUGCGGCUCAAGCAGGUCACGCGUUUAUCUCCAACUACUUGUUGAACUACUUCCCCGGUUUGGAUAUCGAGAGGAGGAACUGUCACGGUUUCACAGCGUUGAUGAAAGCUGCAAUGCAGGGGAGGCUUGAGUGUGUCAGAGCCCUUAUGCUGGCAGGAAGUGAUAUCCAGGCUCGGGACUAUGGACGGAGAAUGACCCCCAGAGAGUGGGCUCUCUUCACCGGACGAUACGAGACGGCAGAUUUGAUGCUUCGGCUUAUAUCAAAGCCUUGCGCCGAGCAGUUCUGCGACUCCUUCACCCUAGAGUGGCCAUUGUUAGAGGAACUCGUGUGGAACGCACAAAAUCCACAGACAUUCUGUCAGCGCUUGAUGAAACUCAUCUCUAGCUGCCCUUACAGGUUCCACUUCAACAACAAAGUAAACCCUGUGAACGAUGGUGUCCUUGAACACAUGGUGAGGAUAACCACAGGCAUCUCCAGCCCCUUCAUGGCCACGGCGUGCCACACCGUCUGCCCGGGCAGCCCGCCGUGUGUCGGAAAGCGCCGGCACGCCGUGCAGGAGAUCCUGAGGCGGCAACGGGUGGCGGAACUCAAACGCCUGGGUCCCGACAGGUUGAACAACUACAAGAGGCUUUUCCAGAACUCAAGGGUCCUCCUCAUCCCCAAAGUGAGGGACCGACGGGCGAGCCUGCAGCCCCAGCUGCUCAGCGACGUGGCGGCAGCGUCCACGGUGGCCAUCAGACGAGCCAGCCUCCUGCCGCUCAACAUGCUGAGGAGAAGCAGCGUGCGGCCAGGCAUCGUGGUGCCAAAGGUCACCCUCUGCAAAGCCCCGCCUCCGAGCUUCGUACCGGAAACGUCCAGCAGGAAUGGCAACGACAACCAGCUCCAGAUCCCAAAAUGGGAUUACAAGAUGAAGAAAAUAGAGAGGAGGCAGGAAGAGGAGAGGCGACGAAUGCUAUCUGCGCUAAGAAGGAGGUGAAGGAUCGAAGGAGGACAUGAAAAGUGUCUUGUGGCAAAGCGGGCACCAAGCACAGCGUCCCAGCCUUAGCAAAUCUGAACCUUUAAUGUGAAUUUAACUGCAAGUGUUGUUUCUGCUUGUUCAGAUCACUGAUGCUGCUUUGCCUUGUUUCUACUUGAAUUUGCACACUUCCCUUGAGAGGUGUAAUUUGUAAUGGGAAUGGGCAGAUGAGGGAGCAGAAGAAAAAAAAAAUAAACAUGUGACUUAGGAGAAUCAGGUAUUUUUGGAGAGAUCAGACAACUUAUUUCACCACAUUCGCGACAACUUUCUUUUUGUUAUUUCGCUACAUCGUGUCAUGCUUACGUGGAAAGACUCCAGUGGCAAACAACAGCAAAAUGACAAGUGCUAACAAAAAACUCAUUUGGUAGAGUCAGUUUUCACUUAGAUUUGGAGACAAAAGCCCAGAGGAAUAGGCUCACAAGUAAGAAGUAAUCUUACAACCGGCCAGAUAGAUAAAAGAUAGUGAGAAUUUUGAACACAACCUAAUGAAAUAAAAGAAGUUGAGACUAUGGAGCGUACAGCAGGACGACAAAACAAGGCAAAAGAUCCUUCUUCACUGCUGCAGAGUAUGUUUAAGGACGAGGAGCAGCUAAGCAGCGUUUCAGAGUCGAGUUGAAGAGCUAGCUCACAGCGGCUUUGUUGGGGCUUUGUGAAGAAGCUGAAAGGCAGAGCCAAAAAUAAACAGCUUAGUUCUUCACUCUGACAUGCUGACUUUUAAAGGUAUCGCGGUACAGUUUCCUGUCUGCAGGCUGCCGGCUCGGUGACUUGUGCCAUAUUAAAGCUAUCAUUAGCCGUUUUUGCUUCAAAAGAGCUAAACUGGGCGAAAUGAAGCAAAAAUAGAGGUGCAGUGAAAAAUGAGUGCAGCCUAAUAACAAAACAUUGUAGUUCCAGGAUUGUAUGUUUUAGGGUCACCACUUUAAAUACGGAGAAAUUAUUUAUUUAUUUUUUCUGCUUUUUUAAAAUUUUAAUGAUAGUAUCUAAGCUAACGUUGCAGUUUAAACUAGACAUGCUAUUCCAGCUAGCUAGCAAUAGCAGUAAAGCUCAGCAGUUCACUUCUGUCCAUUUGUUUCUGUUUUGUUACAAAGUACAGCAAAGACCAAAACGCCUUUAGCUUUCAAAUGCUGGGGCUAAAAACAAUUACAUUAAUCAGUGAAAAAGUAGCUAUGGUUUAAAAAAAAGAAGUUUUUUUUUCUUUUUCUAGAAGUGCCCAUUUAAUUUGACAGUUAUUUUUUAAUAAUGAAAAUAUAAUGCUCUUUUAACAUAAACAACACCGAGCUAAAAAAAAGACAGCAUACAAAUCUACCUGCACAGUAUAUAGUGUAUACCUGUGUAAUAUACUAAACUAACACUAGACUGAGUGUUUCUUCUAUGUUAAAUCUCUUUGGGUUUUGCUAUUGAAUUUCUAUUUUCAGGUUUCAAAAUGCUGGAGUGCAUCAGGGGGUUUCUAAGUCAUAUUAAUAAGUUGUGGAAAAUAAUGCUACAAAUCAUUAACAGUUCUACAAAAUUUCUUAGAAAUGCCCGUAUACUGAAACAGUUUUUCAGUUACUUAUUUUAUACACUACACGUUACCAUUUGUUAAGCUAAGUUUUGUUCAUAAAGAAGACAGUUAGCAUCCAAGUUAGCGAUGCAGUUAAUGUCAGUUUGGCCAAACAAUUAUGCUAAAUAUGUGGCCUCAUUACUAAAAACCGAUGCUGUUUUUGUCUUGGAAAUCAGAGCUCAAACUUGGGAAUAAUAUUACACGUUGAUGGUAGCAUUUUUCCCAAAUGCUGUCAAACAUUUGGAAAACAAAGAGUUAGCUUCCAAAUUAAUGCAGCUUUUCUUUAAAUAAUGCUAAAAAAAAAAUCCUGACUACAUCUAAUGUUGAAGCUUGAGUCCUUCAUUCAAAUUGUUUUUCCUUUUUUUACAAGACAUUGCAAGGCUCUAAUACCUACGUUAGAUCUUUAUAUUGAAAGGUACAAAUAAAAAAAGCACAUUUUCAAUUAUAAAAAAAUACAAUUAUAUAUUUCGCAUAUGUUGUAUUAAACAUAUGAAAAGAAAACUUGAUGGCACUGAAUGUAAACAAAACAAGAAUAGCGCGAGACCUACUUCACAUGCCAAAAUCAAUUAAUAACUUUCACUUAUGUCACAGUCCCUUGCCUUAUGAUAUACUUAUUAUCCUAGUUGUUGCAUUUUUCUACCUUUUGAGUGUGUCUCUGAAUAUAAAAUUCCUUCAGAAUAUCAACAAAGCAUAUAUGAAUUUUUGGACUAAUAAU